AUGUCCGCCAUGGACUGCGGUGUUGCCAAAAUGCCUCACAAUGCAUGUUUUCCAGCCCGGAUUCAAACACAUUUUAAGAACCAAGGAUCCAAUUCGUCGCUGAGCCACGAUGUUAUGCCAAAUAGCGAACCGCUCCCAUCGCCACGCCGAUGGUCGCCUACAUAUCAACCCCGGCGAAGGAGCAGGCAAUUUCCGACGUCUUUGUCAUUCGUUCCGUCUACAGUAAUAACCAGUCCUGACGGCCAUGACUCGACAUCAUCACUACCUAGACGGCCCGCUGAUCGAGCACAAGUCCCAAUUUCGCCCUUUCGAUCAGUCAGAAGAAUGAAAGAACCAUUCCAACUAGUCCUACCAUCUUCGCCAGUAUCAUGCGACGGUGGCCAGGUAUUCCCUUCAACCAAGCCAAUGCGGCUCUCAAAGCCACCGGGUGGUCAUACCCUACGGACUUGGCGCUCAGAUCAGAACUUAAAGUGUGGUGGUCUUAUGCCCAGUCCACCCAUCUCAGAAUCAAGACCUGCGAGUGUAGGCGGAUCAUAUUUUGAGCAUAGAAAUGACUUGAGAAAGGAAAAGCAGGCCGCCACACUCUCACCAACAAAGGAACAUGCUGAACAUGUUGCAAACGUGAUGAUUCACUAUGGAGGCCAUUGUCAGACAGAGUGGGAACAUCAAUCUCCAAAAGCAGAUUUUAUCAAUAUGCCGGAACCUCACUCAAAUCUGUUCCGGCAUUACGAAGGCAAAAUGCCCUCUUCUCCGCACACCACUCAUGCCAGGCAACCAGCUUCCAUGUCAUCUCCCGUCUCUGCUUCCAAUACCAAGCCUAGGUUAUCAGCCAACUCCCCGACAAUUCAACGGCCGAGAACAGCUACUGUCUCAAGCGAAGCCAGCUGGAUACCCAGCAACCUAGCGUACUGUGAAACAUGGCUGCAGAACGUUCCCUAUGAUCCACUGGAUGAUAAAGAACAACAGCCCAAAGAAUUCACAAACCGUCGAAAAGUUCAGAUUGUCGAACAAGGUCCCCCAAUGCCAGUGCUGAGCGAUCUACCCACCCCGAAGGCUCUUGAGGCACCUGUGAGGUUUGCUGUUGCAAGCAGGCCAAAACUGGUCAAUAUUGCUAAACAAUCUUCCCCUAAUUUGCCGCAUCCAGUACCUCCUAGGCUACAACCUUCACUUCCUAUGACACCAGCCCAGCGGCAAGAAGAAGUAUCCGCUUUCAGCCCGGAUACACCAAUGGAAAUCCCAAACAACGACUAUGAACCUUUGCAAUCUGCGUUCUCUUUCAGCAGCUACGAAGAUAGCAAGGAUGAUGAUACAUACACUGACCCUGGGUCAUUGACUUCGGACAGCGUCACUUCAACAGUGGUAUAUGAAAGGCCGGAGUCUGCGCAGGGAAAGCGCGCCACCUCACCACAGCCCGAAAUUCGAUCUGGCAGUGUCAGUCCGAAAGCGUCAUCCCCCAAAACACUCUCUUCGGGGCAUAGAUCAAACUCACCUCAAAAGCAUGAAGAAGACAAACAGCGAACGUGGGACAGGGAGUGGACUUUGGACGAGCUCGCCCACUCUGUCAAUGAUUUCCCUCGUCACAUGCUUCGCCUCACAUCACCAGUUAUUGUAUUUAUUCGCGGCAGCGAUGAACAAGUUCUUCUCCGCCAUUUUAGGACCAUCUUCCCUGAAGUUGCCGACAACCUCCUUGACUGCCUUUGUGCGGCUUUAGUGGCCCGCAACUACCUUAUUUCCUUAUCCAAUCUUCAUCGCCACAAACCUUCUUUACCACCUCGCAGCGAUAUUUACGCUGUUGAUUCCGUUCCAACAAAAGCCUACAGCACCCUGGGCAUCCAACUUCCUACAGGUGCCCCGGGGCGCAUUAAAGACCGCCUUUUCACCUCACGUAGCACAGAUCUUCGUCGAGAUAUUGAAAGAAUUGUCGACAACCUGAUGUUUGCCAUCUGCGGUCGAUCUGACGACACUAUCAAAGCCGCCGUUGAGGUUCUAGUUCAAGUGCUAGAAACCAAUGCAGUGAAGUCUUGA
Messenger RNA from Penicillium taxi, 2025 nucleotides. RefSeq lists its product as uncharacterized. The transcript has 2 exons. The record is from RefSeq and is a predicted model, not a curated record. NCBI's taxonomy places the organism in Eukaryota, Fungi, Ascomycota, Eurotiomycetes, Eurotiales, Aspergillaceae. Bases 1 to 2025 code for a protein of 674 amino acids.